AUGUACCUUUCAAGCUUUGCUCUCUUUCUGGCUUCGGCCACAGCGGCGACAUCCCAGGCUGUAGCAGCUGUUGCCCCCUCGGCACCCGCCGGCAAAAUUGACUGGAGAGCAGUUAAAUGUGACGGAAUCGUCAUUGAUGCCAAGGCCCUGCCCGAAAAGCGAUGGGAGGCUACUGGCGCGACGGAUGCCUUAAAAGAGGUCUUCGACGGCUGGCGCAACUACAGAAACAAGCCUGAUGAGGUCAAGUUCGAGUUCAGCGAGUACGUUUCUUGGUUUUUCGGUGGCCCAGAGCAAUGGCGCUGCACCGAAAUCUUUGACGUGCCUUGCUCGACCACGCUCAUCUGCAAAGAUACUACGUAUCCUGCCGGACAUCUUAUUCUCAACUCGUUCUCCAAGCUUCACCGAUUCCACCACCGUUAUUUCGAGGCUCUCAGCCUGGCGCAGCAGGAUAUCCAGUCUGAGAUGGACCUCUUCGCCGAGUCUUUCUCCGUACCGCCUCCCAGGGACGCGUCUGCUGAUCAGACGAAGAGAAUCCUCCUCAACGUCGCUUACGGUGUGAUUGGAAUUGCGCAGGCCUACAUGAACAACUUUUUCAUCUUUGCCAAGCCCGUUGAGCAAGCCGCGGGAGCUAUGAUCUCGCAGGUCUGGCGAUCGCAGUUGACGACCACCCUUAGUUACAGCAUCUUCACUGGUUGGGCCAUCGGAAAGGACUACAUGCUUCCAGGCAAGGAUCCUAAGGUUCAGUAUGGAUCUCUUGGUGCCAUGAUGGGCGACGUCUUCGACAGCUGGAAGGCCACUCAGACUGCCUACGUCGAAAACAUCUUCACUCCUAACAACACCGAGACGGAGAACUUCCUCGUGGCAGCUUUGGAUAACGGCCUCAUGGGCGCCACCCCCGAUGAUCUAAACGCCUACGAGAUGUCUAGGAUGGUCCAGAAGCUGUUUUACCCUAGGUUCAUGGUGUCCGUUUGGCAGACUCGCCGGUGGGCCAAGAAACCCUUCGUCUUGAAGACAAACUUGCCUUGCAAGAUGAACCUGGGAGAGAGAGAUUCCUCUCUUUGGCCCUUCCUGCCGGAUAGCGACCACGCGAGAGCCGCCGCCUGCUACGAAGACAGACUCUUUUACCUCGUUGACAUCAGAAGCGAGGGCGUCAAGUUGACAACCGAGUACCCCUCCAUCCGCCCCAACAUCUUCAAGAGCAAGCACUGGCCUCUCACGGCGCUGUUCGGCACAGAGACCAUGGACGGCUCUCGUUAUGGCGGAGUCACAAAGGAGGAUAUUGUCGCCGCCGCCUACGGCGGCUGGGUUGAGGGUGGCCACAAGAACAAUGUCUUCGAGCCCAACUACACCGACGUCUCGCCUCAGGCCCAGAGUAAGCUGUGGUCUGACCAGGGCAACCGCAGCCCUGGUUUCGUCAAUAUGACCUUGUGCCAGAACAUUUACACCAUUGUCGGCAACGUCGUGCAUGGCUCGCCCGAGCAGAGCCACUCAUGGCCCUGCGCACCCCUCUCCGAAAUCAAGCCUCCAGUUUAA
Molecule: messenger RNA, 1533 nt
Organism: Colletotrichum orchidophilum
Lineage: Eukaryota; Fungi; Ascomycota; Sordariomycetes; Glomerellales; Glomerellaceae
Exons: 5
Coding region: 1-1533 (510 amino acids)
Source: RefSeq, a predicted model, not a curated record